GUACAUGAGGUGAAGGCCAUGUCCAUGGGGGAAAUAGCCACCAGCUCUCUGGGAAGCCUGAGCUCAGGGGAUAUGAACACCCCUGCGGAGGUCCGUGACUACCUGGAUGUCGGGACCCCGGUCAAGUCGCGUGACAGCCCACCCAGGCCUGCUCCCCCUCCUACCAAGCCCAGGAGCAAACUGCCUCGGCCUAUAAGGUUCCUUAGCCUGCCAAAGGCUGCCACCGGCUCAGGGAGAAGAAGAUCGAGGGCUUGACCUCUCUCCGUGUGAUGGCUCAGAACCACGUGGACAUACUGAUGCCUAAACUCCAUGAUAUCUGCCUUGCCAUUAUAAAUGAGGUGAAGAACCUGCGCUCUGCAGUGUCCUGUGCUGCCAUGGCCACACUGGGUGACAUGUACGUCCACCUCCAGAGGGCCAUGGACAGUGAAGUGGAGGGGACGGCACGUGUGCUGCUGCACAAAGCCAGCGAGGCCAACACCUUCAUCCGGCAGGGCGCCAACUUUGCCCUGGGUCACAUGGUGCAGAGCUGCACCCCUACCCGUGUCAUGAAUGCCCUGCUGGUCGGUGGGCUGAGCCACCGUAACGCUGCGGUGAGGAGCUGCACUGCUCAGCACCUGGAGAGACUGGCUGAGGUCAUGGGGAUGGCUCGUCUCCUGUCGGGGAAGAAAGACCUCACUGACCGUUUCUUGAUUGCCGUCAGUAAACUGGCUGUGGACCCUGCACAGGAAGCCAGGCAUCAUGGUCGCAAUAUCUUGAGAAACGUGGCCACCAAUGGCGACUUUGCUAAAAUGUGGGACAAAUUCGCUCCGAGGAAAGAGCGAGAAUCCUUGAAGGAGUUCAUCUCAAAGGUUAACCUCAAAGAAAGGAGGGGUGUGUCACUUGAGUGGGUUGAGUCACUGACGUGGUCUUCCUGUAUGGGUUGGCGCCUCCCCUUGGGUUGUGCCGUGGCGGAGAUCUUUGUGGGCUAGACUCGGCCUUGUCUCAGGAUGGUAAGUUGGUGGUUGAAGAUAUCCCUCUGGUGGUUUGGGGGCUGUGCUUUGGCAAAGUGGGUGGGGUUAUAUCCUGCCUGUCUGGCCCUGUCUGGGGGUAUCAUCGGAUGGGGCCACAGUGUCUCCUGACCCCUCCUGUCUCAGCCUCCAGUAUUUAUGCUGUAGUAGUUUGUGUCGGGGGGCUAGGGUCAGUUUGUUAUAUCUGGAGUACUUCUCCUGUCUUAUCCGGUGUCCUGUGUGAAUUUAAGUAUGCUCUCUCUAAUUCUCUCUCUCUCUUUCUUUCUCCCUCUCUCUUUCUUUCUCCUCUGAGGACCUGAGCCCUAGGACCAUGCCUCAGGACUAGCUGGCAUGAUGACUCCUUGCUGUCCCCAGUCCACCUGGCCGUGCUCCUGCUCCAGUUUCAAUUGUUCUGCCUGCGGCUAUGGAACCCUGACCUGUUCACCGGACGUGCUACCUGUCCCAGACCUGCUGUUUUCAACUCUCUAGAGACAGCAGGAGCGGUAGAGAUACUCUUAAUGAUCGGCUAUGAAAAGCCAACUGACAUUUACUCCUGAGGUGCUGACUUGCUGCACCCUCGACAACUACUGUGAUUAUUAUUAAAUGACCAUGCUGGUCAUUUAUGAACAUUUGAACAUCUUGGCCAUGUUCUGUUAUAAUCUCCACCCGGCACAGCCAGAAGAGGACUGGCCACCCCUCAUAGCCUGGUUCCUCUCUAGGUUUCUUCCUAGGUUUUGGCCUUUCUAGGGAGUUUUUCCGAGUCACCGUGCUUCUACACCUGCAUUGCUUGCUGUUUGGGGUUUUAGGCUGGGUUUCUGUACAGCACUUUGAGAUAUCAGCUGAUGUAAGAAGGGCUAUAUAAAUAAAUUUGAUUUGAAAUUUGA
Molecule: messenger RNA, 1870 nt
Organism: Salvelinus fontinalis (brook trout)
Lineage: Eukaryota; Metazoa; Chordata; Actinopteri; Salmoniformes; Salmonidae
Product: TOG array regulator of axonemal microtubules protein 1-like
Exons: 6
Coding region: 270-968 (232 amino acids)
Biological process (GO): microtubule cytoskeleton organization
Cellular component (GO): cytoplasmic microtubule; cilium
Molecular function (GO): microtubule binding
Source: RefSeq, a predicted model, not a curated record